AUGAGAUCAAGGGCGCGCCCAAGAAAACCGGAAACCCCGCCAGCCGCGCCCCGGCUCAGCGGGAUGAAAUUGUCCUUGCACAUGGGCACCAAGCUGCACACGGAGAUUCUGAGCGUUUACCACUGGGUCAAGCCACCGAGUUACGAACAGAUUGUCCGAGAGGACUUGGUGGCGCGACUUCAGUCUUCUUUUCAGAGCAGGUACUACGGUGUUCAAAUCCGAUCAUUCGGAUCAGAGUGGCAUUCGGUGCGGCGGUUCAGUAAGGAUUUUGCGGCGCGGUUACGCCACUCUAAUUGA
Aspergillus candidus is the source of this 297-nucleotide messenger RNA. RefSeq lists its product as uncharacterized. Lineage: Eukaryota; Fungi; Ascomycota; Eurotiomycetes; Eurotiales; Aspergillaceae. The record is from RefSeq and is a predicted model, not a curated record. The transcript is spliced from 2 exons. Bases 1 to 297 code for a protein of 98 amino acids.